AUGGUGGGGAUCCUGGCAUGGGCCGCCCCUCGCUGCGCGUCUCAACCAGGGUUUUCCGUACCGAUGGUCGUCGCCAACGCGGCGCUGCCCUCCCCGCCGAUGCCGCCCCCGUCGGCAUGGAUCGUCGUCGUGGCGCUGGUGCUCGUGCGCUUAGCCCUCACCCCGAUGCUGGUGCUGGUGCGCUUCGCCCUCACGCCGAUGCUCGUGCUCGUGUGCGUCCUCUGCGUCCCGGCGGGAGCCCUCGCCUGCCUGUUCUUCGCCACUGCGUGGGUCACCUCCGCGGCCUCGGCUGCACAGGUCGUGGUGGGCCGCGCCUGGGGCGAGGGCUCCGCCCCCUUCCUCUUCCUCCAGGAGCUCAUGUACGGGGCGUUCAAGGUGUGCGUCUACAGCUUCCUUGUUUUCCUCGCGCUUGCCGUCCUGUUGGUGUGCGUGGCCUACGUGAUUGCAGUUGUAUCUGGGUCCACUUCGGGAUUCAAGAAGGGGGAAAUGGUCGGUUCUGUAAUGGAGGAUGUGGGGAUAUUUGGUAUGCAUGCGACAGCUUGCGUUAUGAUCCCAGCUGUUGUUCUUGGUCUCUGGAGGGACUGCCAGGCGGACAGGAAAGCACCAUCGCAGGAGGCAGCCAAGAAGCACCACCACCUCGACCUCAACACCCUCCGGGGCCACACCGACUGCAUCACCGUGCUCGACUUCUCCAGUGACGCCUGCAACCUAGCCACCGGCGAUCCUUUGCUCAAAGCUUUAGAGGAGACACCCUUUCUGCAGCCCAGCAAGAUGACUUACCCAUAG
Molecule: messenger RNA, 786 nt
Organism: Hordeum vulgare subsp. vulgare (domesticated barley)
Lineage: Eukaryota; Viridiplantae; Streptophyta; Magnoliopsida; Poales; Poaceae
Exons: 5
Coding region: 1-786 (261 amino acids)
Source: RefSeq, a predicted model, not a curated record